Molecule: messenger RNA, 1440 nt
Organism: Lotus japonicus
Lineage: Eukaryota; Viridiplantae; Streptophyta; Magnoliopsida; Fabales; Fabaceae
Product: mitotic spindle checkpoint protein BUBR1
Exons: 10
Coding region: 93-1229 (378 amino acids)
Biological process (GO): mitotic spindle assembly checkpoint signaling; meiotic sister chromatid cohesion, centromeric
Molecular function (GO): protein kinase activity
Source: RefSeq, a predicted model, not a curated record
UCAAAUUUUGAAUCCCUAAAUCCAACAACGCUCCCCUCAAAUUCCCGUUUCUUUCCCCGAGAAGAAGAAGUCAAAGACGAAGCUUUACAACAAUGGCGGAGUGCGAGAUCGAGAAGGUGGACGCAGAGACAGCGUUUCUGGCGUCGAAGAGAGAGAGCGGGAACGAAUGGGAGAUCUUCAAGGAGAACGUGAGACCACUGAAGAGAGGACGCAACGUCGAUCUCCUCAACCACGCUCUCAAGUCCCACACCGAUAACAACCUCAAGAAAUCGCUCCUUCAUCACCGAAUGAAACUCCUUCAAGAAAUCGAUGAAUACCAAGGCGAAGACCCUCUUCUCCCAUGGCUACAGUGUAUUAAGUGGGUUCAGGAGGCGUUUCCUCCAGGUGGAGACAGUUCGGGGCUGGUUGUGAUUUACGAGCAGUGCGUGCGUGCAUUUUGGCAUUCGGAGCGCUAUAAGGAUGAUCUGCGCUACCUCAAAGUGUGGCUUGAAUAUGCAGAUAAUUGCUUCGAUAAGGAAGUUAUAUAUGCUUUUCUAGAUUCAAAUGGAAUUGGAAAAACUCAUUCCGAUUUCUACAUUUCUUAUGGUUUGCACUUGGAAUCUAAGAACAAGAUUAAAGCUGCUAACCAGACAUUCGAACUUGGCAUAUCUAGGAAUGCUCAACCCAUUGAAAAAUUGAAAGCUGCUUAUAGAAAUUUUUUUGCACGCUCAUUGACAAGGCCAAAAACUAUAGACGAUUCAAUGGAAAAACUAGCACCUGGGCGUAGCUUUGGAACUCUUCUUGCCAAGACAGAGAAUCGUGCACCGUUGGCCUCAUUGAACAGAAAUUCUUCUGCUACGAAUAAUAGGACUAGAGGAACUUCACUUUCUAUUUAUAAAGAUUCAGCUGCCACUGGUGAGACCUACUCACAACAGUCAGACAUAUCACAACCUUGGCACACACUUGGAGCUCGAGCUGAAAGAAAUAAGGAAAAUAAUGCAAUUCCCGGCAAAUGGAAAUCCUUCAAGAUUCCACAGCGACCUGGGACUAUAUCCGGAGCUGCUACUGCUAGUGCUAUCCCUGUGUUUAUUGAUGAAGAGUGUCAAGAUUCACAAAGUAUGAAAGCAGAGGGUUGUAAGUCCUCAAGUUUGAAGAUUAGGCAGGAGGAUGACAAAGACUUGAAAAGUGAAACAGAGCUACUCAGGAAGAAUCCAUUGCGCAACUUUCCAAAAAACAGCCUCCCCAGAUAAUUGAGAAACCUUAGAAAAUUAAUGCUCAUUGCAGCUGUAUGAUAUCUUUUCUUCAACAAUUUGCGGGUCAGCUUUUCCCUAGAAAGCUUGACUCUCACAUUUAUCUUUGGCUUGUAUUUGUAUUGGAAUUUCGGGUUUGUUUGAUUGAUUGAAAACUAGUGAUUUUUUUUACCCGUGCGUUGCACGGGGAAUAUGUUUAUUGUAUUUGAUA